Messenger RNA from Colletotrichum phormii, 1164 nucleotides. RefSeq lists its product as uncharacterized. The transcript has 2 exons. The record is from RefSeq and is a predicted model, not a curated record. The coding region runs from base 1 to 1164 and encodes 387 amino acids. NCBI's taxonomy places the organism in Eukaryota, Fungi, Ascomycota, Sordariomycetes, Glomerellales, Glomerellaceae.
AUGAAGGUCGAGCACAACAUCCGCGACACAUCCCACCACGCCGCAAACUCCAAAAAGGGCAAACCAGCAAAGCAACAAAAGGCCAAGCCCAAGGCUCAACCCGAAGCCUCAUCGUCUUCUUCUGCCGCAGCAGCAGACAACACCUCCGCAGACAUCCUCCCCCUAACCCACCAACAACGCCUCCUCUCCUCCUUCGCCUCCGCCUUCCAACCCGUCCUCGCGUCCCCGGCCUUUGCUACGAUCCUGCAAGAAGUCAAAGCAGCGCUCUACGCCCGCGACUUUGACGCUGCUUUCACUUCGGCCAAGGCGGAGAGUUUGGAUGCGUACGCUGCGAGGUGGAGUCCCACCCGAUCCCUGGCGUACGCUGUUGUUAUGCUGGGUAUCGCGGAGCACCUCGAGGGGUUGGAGGUUCAGGUCAAGAAGGCUGAAGAUGAGGCUGGAGCUCAGCCUACCACCACCAACCCCAAGACGCAAAUCAAAAAGGAAAUCAAGAUCCUCUCCAUCGGCGGCGGCGCCGCAGAACUAGCCGCCCUAGCAGCCUACCUCUCCCAACAACCACCCUACCUAAAAGGCACAAUCACCCUCCUCGACGCCGCCCCCUGGAACCCCGUCGUCUCCAAACUCCACGCCGCACUCACAGUCCCGCCCCCGGUCUCGCGGUACGCAAACGAAGCCCAAGCCACCGCCGCAGCCCUCGUCGAGCCGGCGGCGCGCCUAUCCUCGUCCUUUGCACAGCUCGACGCCCUUGCAAUGACACGGGAAGAACUCUCAAACACGCUGGGCGGUACGGAUCCAGUACUCGUCACAUUACUAUUUACCCUCAACGAGCUCUACACCGCCGCCGGCAUCGGCAAGACAACCGCCUUCCUCCUCAACCUGACCGCCACCGUGCCCCUCGGCUCCCUUCUCCUCGUCGUCGACAGCCCCGGAAGCUACUCCGAGGCCGCGGUGGGCAAGGAGUCCAAAAAGUACCCCAUGCAGUGGCUCAUGGACCACACCCUCGUCAACAAGCCCGAAAAGGACGGCGUGUUCCCGGGGUGCCGAUGGGAAAAGGUCGAGUCCAACGACUCUGUCUGGUUCCGUCUCGCCGAUUCUCUGAAUUACCCAAUCUCUCUGGAAAAUAUGCGCUACCAAAUGCACCUGUAUCGCGCAACGAAACCCUAA